UGGCCUUGAAACCCCACCCAUAAUUUAUCUCUCUCUCUCUCUCUCUCUCUCUCUCUCCUGCCAGGAAAAUUGAGCCGUUUCUCUUUAAAGUCCUCUGAGAUCUACUGCCUGUGUAGGACUCUAGAUUAGGAGAUAGAGAUUGGCAGAGAAACUGAAACAAAACAAUAUAACUGGAAGGGAAACCUCACAGAGGAAGCUUGAGGAUUGACGCCAAGGGCAGAGUACAGAAUGAUUGGAGCGGUUGAAGUUCGUUCCAUGGCUGGAGUUGUGACUGUUGUUAGUUGUGCUCUGUAAUUCUAGUAGUUGGAUCAAAGUUUCGCGAGGAUUGGAUGGACACUCUGCUUAUUCUCAGUAGAUGAAUAUAAUAUUGAACGGGCUAAAGUUUACAAUGCAGUAACCAUUUAGAAAAGUUAGGUUUGAUCUGCGCAAGUGUAUUGGAAUAGCCUGCGCAACACACCAUCGUCAUUGGUUGCACUUUCUUUACCUAGUUAUGUCCUCCAAAGACAGUAAAUUGGGUUCAUGUAUUGUGGCAUAAUCAGUUGGUGCUAGUUCUUUUUUCACUUCUGCAGUUAAAGUGCUUCUAUCUUUCUUUUCCUUUUCAAGCAGUGGUUACCUCAGCUUGCGAGUCUAGUUUUGCAUAGUAGUUCAGGAAGGCCAUUUGUAAUUCAUUGCACUGGAAAUUUGGUUUCUCCUAGAGUCCAUAGCUAUGGAAUCCACCAAUCCUAAUGCUAACAUUAUGCCGGGUGUUCUACAGCGGUUGCUUCCUGUUGUUGGACCUGUGCUUCUGAUUUCAGUUGGAUAUAUUGACCCUGGAAAGUGGGCAGCAACUGCUGAAGCAGGUGCCCGUUUUGGCUCUGACCUCGCAGCAUUGAUGCUUAUUUUCAAUUUUGCAGCUAUUUUAUGUCACUAUUUGUCAGCUCGGAUUGGUGUAGUCACCGGAAGAGAUCUUGCACAGAUAUGCAGUGAGGAGUAUGACAAAGGCACAUGCAUAUCCUUAGGAAUUCAAACAGAGGUUUCUGCGAUUCUGUCAGACCUAACCAUGAUCCUCGGCAUCGCACAUGGGCUUAAUCUUCUGUUUGGUUGGCACUUGUUUACUUGUGUCUUUUUGACUGCUGUUAAUGCCAUUUUAUACCCUCUUCUUUCCUCCUUCCUGGAAACUUGCAAGGCGAAGGUCCUAUGCAUAUAUGUUGCAGGAUUCAUACUCCUUUCCUUUGUUCUUGGAGUAAUUAUCAGUCAACCAGAAAUGCCCCGUUCCAUGAAUGGGAUGCUAACAAAGCUGAGUGGGGAGAGUGCAUUUGCACUGAUGAGUCUUCUUGGUGCAAGCAUAAUGCCUCACAGUCUUUAUUUUCAUUCUUCUAUAGUGCAGCAAUAUCAGCAGCAGGCAACUGUUCCCAAGGGUGCUUUGUGUCAUAACCAUUUAGUUGGCAUAGUAUGCAUCUUCAGUUGUGUUUAUAUGGUGAAUUAUGUCCUUAUGACCUCAGCGGAAAAUUUAUUCUACAGUCCAGAGGCAAGUUCUGGCCUUGUUGUACUUGCGUUUCAGGAUGCAAUGUCGCUAAUGGAACAGGUCUUUUGGGGUCCAAUAGUACCGGCUUCCUUCUUACUGGUUCUCAUUCUGUCAAAUCAAAUCACAACAUUAAGCUGGAGUCUGGGUGGAGAUGUAGUCCUGAAUGAAUUUUUGAAAGUGGACCUUCCUGGUUGGCUUCAUUGCGCUACCAUCAGAAUUAUUGCCAUUGUUCCAGCCCUUUAUUUUGUUUGGAGUUCAGGAGCUGAAGGAAUGUAUCAACUGCUUAUAUUCACACAAGUUUUGGCAGCUCUGCUACUACCAUCUUCUGUGAUCCCUAUUUUUCGAAUUGCUGCUUCAAGACCAAUAAUGGGUGCCCAUAAAAUUUCACAAUUUGUUGAAUUCUUAUCCCUGAUUACUCUUAUUGGGAUGCUUGGAUUGAAAAUUAUAUUUGUAAUAGAAAUGAUUUUUGGGAAUAGUGAAUGGGGUGGUAGUUUGAGGUCGCAUGGCGGGAGUAGUAUGUUACUAUUCCUCACUGCUUGUGCAUCAUUUGGUUUGAUGAUUUGGCUAGCAGCUACCCCGUUAAAAUCUGCAAGUGUCCGAUUAGAGGCUCAGGUGUGGAACUGGGAACUGAUGGAGGGUACACCAGAUUCAUUGACAAAUGAAGAAGAUAUUAACAGAGCUGAACCUCAAUAUCAUAGAGAGGCAAGUGUCCAGAGCCAUGAACCAUCACCAUCAUUUGGGUUGGAUGCUGAUUCAGAAGUUGAUAAUUUUGAUCUGGAUCUGCCUGAUACUAUCAUGGAGGCUGAUCAGGAACUUCACCAAACAACUGUAGCAGAGAAUAAUAAUUCUCAUAUUACCUUUCCUUGCUCCCCUAAAAGCUGCAUGGAGGGAUCCACAUCUGCAGUGGAGUCAUUUCCAGUCUCAACUGUUGUUAAUGAUGUUUCUGAUGUCACAUUGGAGGACACCAGUGCACUGAAGUUCAAGUCAACAGAGUCAAUUGAGAAGACUGUUGAAGCUGAAGCAGACUUACCAACUGAAAAAGAUGAUGAUGAGGGAGAUACCUGGGAGCCUGAAGAAUCAUCAAAAGGGGUUUCUGGGAGCACUGCGCCAUUGGCCUCUGAGGGCUCGGGAUCAUUUAGGAGUCUAAGUGGAAAAGGCGAUGAUGGAGGAAGUAGUGCAGGAAGCCUUUCAAGAUUAGCAGGGUUGGGGCGUGCUGCAAGACGUCAACUAGCUGCUGUGCUUGAUGAAUUUUGGGGACAACUGUAUGAUUUCCAUGGGAAUGUAAUUCAAGACGCAAAGGCUAAAAAGCUGGACCUUCUGUUGGGAUCAGAUUCAAAGUCUGUGUCGUCCUCGCUGAAAGUUGAUACCAGUCCAAAGGGAACUUCUGGAUUCUUUCCAUCCGCAGGAGGCAGAGGAUCUGAUUCUCUAAUCAACUCAAGCUUAUAUGAGUCUGCAAAGCAGCAUAGGGUUCAAAGCAGUUUAGAGUCAUAUGCGGUCCAAAGGGGAUCUUCCUCAUUGUUGCCUAGCCACAUGCAGUUGUUAGACACCUAUGUGCAAAAUUCAAGCCGCAGCAUUAUUGGCUCUGGUGAGAGGCGCUAUUCAAGUGUACGCAGUAUCCCAACUACUGAGAGUGGUGAAAGGCGCUAUUCAAGUGUGCGCAGUAUCCCAACUUCUGAGAGUGGUGAGAGGCGCUAUUCAAGUGUGCGCAGUGUCCCAACUUCUGAGAGUGGUGAGAGGCGCUAUUCAAGUGUGCGCAGUAUCCCAACUUCUGAGAGUUGGGAUUACCAGCCAGCCAUAGUACAUGAUUAUCAGAUUGCAUCAUAUCUCAAUCAAAUGGCAAAUGACAAAAGUUCUGAUAACUUGAAUGGUCAAAUGGAGCCAUCAGUCCUACAGUCCGGUUCUUCGUUGGGUGCUGGAAACUACAGAGAUUCACUUGCAUUUACCAUGGGGCAGAGGUUGCAAAAUGGGUUAGGAUCUGGUCAGGCCUCCAGUUUUCAGAACUUUACAGCAUCUAGAAAUAGUCCAAUGCAAUCUGAAAGACCGUAUUAUGAUCCACGGUCUUCUGGAAUUGCUGAGAAUGUGGUAAGUCCAGCCAAUGCAAAGAAAUAUCAUAGUUUACCAGACAUUCACCGGGAGCUUUACAUGCCUGAUAAAAAUGCUAACUGGGAAAGUCCUCUUGGGUAUGGAUCAUCUGCUGGGAUGACCGGUUAUGAAUCAUCCUUGGAUUCAAAUUCUGGGGUACGAACAGGAGCUCCUUUGGCAUUUGAUGAACUCUCUCCAAAUGUCUACAAUUCUCUGUCAUCACAACAGAGUUCAACUUUUAACACUGGGUCGCUCUGGUCUAGACAGCCUUUUGAGCAGUUUGGUGUGGCUGAUAAUAAUCGUACUAUUGGUAGUGGAAUUGGUAAUAGAGUAGGUUCCGUAAACCAAGAAACAACUUCAGUUGCAGAUUCAGAGGCCAAGCUGCUUCAGUCUUUCAGGCAUUGCAUUGUGAAGCUUUUGAAAUUGGAAGGGUCUGACUGGUUGUUUACGCAAAAUGAUGGGGUUGAUGAGGAUCUAAUUGAUCGUGUGGCUGCAAGGGAGAAAUUUCUUUAUGAAGCUGAAACUAGAGAGAUAACGACAGGUCAAAUGGGCGAACCGCAGUACCAUUCUUCAGAUAGGAAGCCUGCUUCUGCAAUGAAGAAUAAUGAUUUGAGUCAGUUUAUGUUUUCCUCGGUUCCUCAUUGUGGGGAGGGGUGUAUAUGGAAGGCAGAUUUGGUAGUAAGCUUUGGGGUUUGGUGCAUCCACCGCAUUCUUGAUUUAUCACUUAUGGAAAGCCGGCCAGAGCUAUGGGGGAAAUAUACCUACGUUCUCAACCGGCUUCAGGGGAUUAUUGAUUCGGCAUUUUCAAAGCCUCGUUCUCUGAUGUCACCAUGCUUCUGCCUUCAAGUUCCCGCUGCACACCAGCUGAAAUCAAGUUUAUCAUUUUCAAAUGGAAUACCUCCUGCUGCUAAACCAGCCAGGGGAAAAUCCACAACUGCAGCAACGCUUCUAGACAUAAUCAAGGAUGUGGAGAUUGCAAUCUCUUGUCGAAAGGGCCGGACAGGGACAGCAGCCGGUGAUGUAGCUUUCCCAAAGGGAAAAGAAAAUCUGGCAUCUGUCCUCAAACGCUACAAGCGUAGAUUAUCCAACAAAGCAGCUGGCACUCAUGAGGGUCCUGGUUCGCGCAAGUCUCUGGCAUCUGCUCCUUAUGGGUAAUAGCUUUCAGUUUCAUACA
Pyrus x bretschneideri (Chinese white pear) is the source of this 4760-nucleotide messenger RNA. RefSeq names its product ethylene-insensitive protein 2. Gene Ontology annotation, cellular component: membrane. NCBI's taxonomy places the organism in Eukaryota, Viridiplantae, Streptophyta, Magnoliopsida, Rosales, Rosaceae. Gene Ontology annotation, biological process: metal ion transport; ethylene-activated signaling pathway. Gene Ontology annotation, molecular function: cadmium ion transmembrane transporter activity; manganese ion transmembrane transporter activity. The record is from RefSeq and is a predicted model, not a curated record.